AAACAACGUUCAUGUGACCUUGAAGCAAGCAGGAUUGAAGCUGAAUAGUAAUUAUUAUGAUAAAGUUAGCAGUUUUAAACUUCAAGUUAUAGCCUAAUUUCCGGCUCAUCGUCAGUGCCUCGAAGUGUUGACUUCAGAUUCAUUUUGUGCACCAGGUUAGUGAGACUGUAGAGUCUAUGAAAGGUUAUCACCUUAGUAAUUCGAAUUACUACAAGGUAAUCGUAAACCGGCUGUCAUUCACUUUUGGCAUACUUUGGAAGCUUCGGGGAAGACCCUAACUAAAGAUUUAUGGCAUUUAGUUACAACCUUAGCUUAUUCGAUUAGGACUUAAAUGUGCACGUUGUAAUUUGGUAAUGUUUCUUCCAAGUAGAACAAUAAAUUAAUAAAACUGUGUUGCUCCUCAUCCCUAACAACGGAUGGAGCAGACCACAUUUAAGUGGCCGCUCAUUAAGAUCACAGAACUGGACAUGCGAGUAUAUCAUUUUUAGCUUUUAUAUAUCGGUAACUUGUUGAACAGCUAAAGAUAAAGCAAUCUUAUAAAUGAAUACUAAAUAAAUAUAUAGGUGUGUUAAAUCUGGGAAGGAAGCUCAAAAUUCUAAAAUUUUAAAUAGCAUAAUAUCGCGGAAAAUGUUAUUACUUUAGAGUUCUACGUCGUUACCUGGGUGAGAAAACAAACUAAUUUUAUAUUGACUUAGUAUUCUUUUCUUUAUUUCAGGAUACGAUUUGAGUUUCCUUGUAUCUUUAUUGCAGAGAUGUACUGUGUUGAUGGUUAAGAUUUCAACGAAAGCACACGUGAAUACUAAUUUUUUAUACUCACUAACCGUACACAUUUUUGGGUCAGCAGACUGUAAGCUACAUCUCUUCGGCUUUCCAAAAUCGAAAUUCGUUUAACAUAGAUAACAAAAUUUCUAAACAUACCAAUUCCCUGUGUAUUGUUCAAAAUGUAACAAGUCAUACUACGUUAUUCUGUUGGCUACUCAAACCAAGGCAGUUAGCAAGGUUUGAACUCAUCUUUUAGUGAUUGAAAGCAAAGUAGUUGUUUGCACUUCGAUACGAAUGAGGUCAAAAACGCGUUUCAAGUUGGUUUUAACGAGUCGAAUCUGCGGUUUUGGUCUAGUUUAAAAGCAAUCUUUAGGUGCGUUUCAUACAACGCGGAAUAAUUUCCAUUUUGAUGACUGACUGAUUUAGAUAUGUUUACCAUAUGUUAGUCUGCAACUAAAUUCAAUAGGCUAAAAUUGGGAUUAGUUAUCGUAAGGUUUUAUGGGAUCAUAAUUAAUGUGUAAUGUGUUGUCUUAGUUUCACGAUAUGAGCAACAGGAAAGUCUCAGUUACCCUAAGUAGCAUUUCAGCGCAUAAGUCCUGUUUUGUAUUAUUCGGUAAAUUGGUUUUCGUUGUGUGCAUGGUGUGAAUUCUUUGAUUACUUUUGAAUCUUUUGUUUUUUAGUAUUUUAUUGGAUAAAAUGCGUAAUCAAUCGACUCUAGCUGAAAAUGUUGUUAUCAUUGAACCUGGUUCCUUUCAUCUACGCAUUGGUCGUGCUUUAGAAACCUCACCUAAAAAAUUUCCGCACUGCAUCGCUCGUAAGCCCAAACCAAAUGUUCCACCUUGUGUUGAACCAAUCAUUAAUCGAUCUAAGCUUAACGGUGGAUCGUCUUCAUUUCAAAAAUCUGUGAAUUCAGUUAGGUCGUGUGUGAAUACACUAUUCAAUUUGAACUAUUCACCAGAAACAGUUAAAUUACCUACUAUCAUUCCGUGUAAACUAGAAGUUAGUGAGUUUGAAGAUGCCAAACUUUUUGAAUGGGAGAAUCAGACGCCUCCAGACCAGGAGUUUUAUGCUUUGAAUGAAGCUUUCAGUCGAGGUUUCAAAGACGGUUAUCAUAUUAGUUGGCCUAUGCGUUAUGGAUUUCUUUCACCCUCUGCUAAUUACACUGCUGUACUUCAAGAUUUAGAGGAUAUUUGGGUUACAGCUUUAGAAAAACAUGUUGGGAUUCCGCGAUCAAAUAUUACUAGUUACAGAGCAAUACUUAUAAUCAGUGAUGUGUAUAAAAGAAAUGAGAUACGUCAUUUGGUUCAUUUAUUACUGAAUAGAAUGAAAUUUGGUCGUGUUUUUGUGCAUCAAGCUAGUGUAUGUGCCACCUAUGGUAUUGGUUUACCUACAGCUUGUGUUAUCAAUGUGGGGGAGCAGAAAACUAGUGUGUGUUGUGUCGAAGAUGGAAUUGCUCAUGCAGAAGCUCGUGUUACCUUACCAGUUGGUCGAAGCGACGUUCUAAGAGUAUUCCAUUCACUUGCAUUACCUAGUGGUUUUCUUAAUAAAGAUGGUUGUAUUGUAGAUUUAAAAUAUGAACAUCUUUCUGAUGUAGAAGAUUUACGCACACUUAUGGAAAAUUCAAUUCAAUGUUCAGUGAACGUAUUAUGUCAACUAAGCGAAACAAUAAAGUUGAGUGAAGAGGCCCAAUACAACUCUUGUCAAUCUUCAACAAAACCUGAUUAUAAUAUAGCAUUUCAAUGGAUACAAAAGCAGGAGCAAUAUAAUAUCUCAUGUCUUCAUAUAUCUACAAUCUUAUUAUCUUAUAUCCUCCCUUUUGCUUGUAUUUCUACAACUAUUCCACCAAAAGAAGGCUAUUGUACAUAUCAGUUAUCUUCACUUCAUUCUUCAGAACCAGAUGAUCCUUUUGAUGAUUUGUAUAUAUCUCUUACUGCACGUGAACGGCGAAAACGUGGUUUACACAAUGAACAAUCGACAGCUGUACCUACAGAACAACCAGAAGUAGAGAUAGAUGUUACUGAACAAGUGCCUUCAGUGGCUAAUCUUAUCUUGCAAAAACCCAGUUUUUUCGAAUCACUCCCAGAAGCAGUUUGGUGGAGUAUCAACCAGUGUGCAAGCUUUGUAGGCUCUCAGAUAAGUCCGGAGGCGAUUGCACAGACCUCUAGUUCCACACUGGGAAGACCCCUACAAAAUUCAAGUACAGUGGGUGAUGAGAUUCGUCGACGUCUAUUGGGGUGCAUAAUCUUGACUGGUGGAGGUGUAGCUGGGGUUAGCAACCAGAUUAUGGAAAGAUGGUUGACCGAAAGAUUGACGGCAAUUGCAAGAGAAAGGCAAGCAACAACAACCGGACCUAGUCAUAUACCAACAGCUGAAAUCAUCCACCACCCGGAUCCUGCAAAUCUUCCAUGGUUUGGAGCUAGGCUACUUCUUACGACUGAUUUGCUAAAUGACUUAUGGCUAACGCCAAAUGAGUGGAACCGUUUUGGUUCAAGAGCACUUCGUGAGAAAGCGCCUUUCCUUUGGUGAGCUAUAAUUACAUACAUUCUGUAAUUUUUCUCAGUUGUUGUUAAUAAACGUAAUAGAC
Heterobilharzia americana is the source of this 3346-nucleotide messenger RNA. NCBI's taxonomy places the organism in Eukaryota, Metazoa, Platyhelminthes, Trematoda, Strigeidida, Schistosomatidae. The record is from the annotation of a GenBank genome assembly.